Messenger RNA from Trichoderma breve, 3402 nucleotides. RefSeq names its product protein kinase domain-containing protein. NCBI's taxonomy places the organism in Eukaryota, Fungi, Ascomycota, Sordariomycetes, Hypocreales, Hypocreaceae. Gene Ontology annotation, biological process: signal transduction; fungal-type cell wall biogenesis; protein phosphorylation. The transcript has 7 exons. The record is from RefSeq and is a predicted model, not a curated record. Gene Ontology annotation, molecular function: diacylglycerol-dependent serine/threonine kinase activity; ATP binding. The coding region runs from base 1 to 3402 and encodes 1133 amino acids.
AUGAAUGAGGACGAGGCAAUCCAGAGCAUCAACAAGAAGAUUGAGCGGGAGAAGGCUCUGAUCAACGCCGCCAAUGCCAUGCGUUCGCAGACCAACAACGAGGCGGUGCGCUCUCGGCUCGACUCCCAGAUGCGCGAUGGCCGCCGAAACCUGCAGUUCUUCGAGGAGAAGCUGCGGGAUAUCCAGAUGCGGAGGGUCGGCCAGGGCGUCGAGGGCAUGUCUCUGGGCGGCGACGACGCCGGCGCUCCCCCUCCACCGCCCAAAGAUGCCUCGUCGUCAUGGGGAGACCAGGCGUCUUAUGGCCAGGCUGGGCCGCCCGAUAUGUCGCCCCCUCGACCCAACUUUGGCGCUCCGGGCCCUGGAGCUGCCUCCAAAGCUCGGCCCAACUUCACCAAGCUAGAUCUGAUCAAAUAUGAUACCCCCUACCUCGGCCCUCGAAUCCAGCACAUGCUCUCGCAGAUCCAGUUCAAGCUCAAUGUCGAAGAGCAAUAUCUUAAGGGGGUUGAGAAAAUGGUGCAGCUGUAUGGCAUGGAAGGCGACAGGAAGAGCAAGGCAGAUGCGGCUGCUCGUAGGGUUGAGAGCAAGCAGAAGAUCCUUCUCUUGAAGCAGGCAUUGAAGAGAUAUGAGGAACUGCACGUCGACAUGGACUCGUCUGAUGCUCAGGAUGACGACUCCAUCAACACGCCCAACCUUCGCAAGCCUUUGAGCGGUCAGCUCUCCAUUCGUGUUGUGGCCAUCAAAGACGUGGAUCACGCCACCACCGGCAGAUUUGCUCGGGGUCCAGAAACAUUUGUCGCCGUUAAAGUCGAGGACACUGUCAUGGCCCGAACUAGAACCUCGAGAAAUGACCGCUGGGAAGCCGAGUAUCACAACAUUGAAGUUGACAAGGCCAACGAGAUUGAGCUCACAAUCUACGACAAGCCCGGCGAGCACCCCAUGCCCAUUGCCAUGCUCUGGGUCCGGAUAUCCGACAUCGUCGAGGAGAUGCGCCGCAAGAGGAUCGAGGCCGAGAUGAACAGCUCCGGCUGGGUGUCUGCUGACAGAAUGGGCAGCUCUGGAGCUCCCUCGCAGUUCCCGAUGAGCCCAACCCAGGGAUCUUUCGGAGGUGGUGCCCCUCAGACGCCCGGUGGCCAGGGUCAGGGAGCACCAUUUGGCGAUCCGGGCCCUCAGCCUCAAGUUGUCACUGGCCCCAUCGAUGGCUGGUUCAACCUCGAGCCGGCUGGACAGAUCCAACUCGAAUUCAGUUUCGUCAAGGAAAACCGAGACAAGAGGCAGGUGGAUCUCGGUCUGGGCCGAAAGGGUGCUGUUCGACAGCGCAAGGAGGAAGUUCACGAAAUGUUCGGCCACAAGUUUGUCCAGCACCAGUUUUACAACAUCAUGCGCUGUGCCCUCUGUGGAGAUUUCCUCAAGUACUCUGCGGGUAUGCAGUGCGAAGAUUGCAAGUACACUUGUCACAACAAGUGCUACUCCAGCGUUGUUACCAAGUGUAUCAGUAAGAGUAACGCUGAGACUGAUCCUGACGAGGAAAAGAUCAACCACCGCAUUCCCCACAGGUUCCAACCCUUUUCCAACGUCACGGCCAACUGGUGCUGUCACUGCGGUUACAUACUGCCUUUUGGCAAAAAGAAUUGUCGAAAGUGUUCAGAAUGUGGCCUCACGUGUCACGCCCAAUGUGUCCACCUGGUUCCCGACUUCUGUGGCAUGUCCAUGGCCGUCGCCAACCAAAUCCUUGAGGGUAUAAGGGUUCAAAAGCAGAGGCAGCAAAAGACGACGUCGCUGUCGGAAAAGACGCUGCGAUCUGGCGCCAGCAAGAGCCCGACCACCACCGGCCACGGAUCAUCUGCGUCGUUCUCGAGCGCGGGUGCUGGCUCGUCUCCCGGAACUCCCUCCGCAGAGGCUACCGAGGCAGCACGGCUCAUGUAUGCGAACCAGACAUCGCCUCAGCGACCUGAUCACCCCGGCCGUGCGCCCUCUGACCUCUCUGCUGCCGCCGCGGCCACCGCAGCCAUGGCCGCCGCCCAGGGCCGCACCGGAUACGACACCGCACCGCAGGAUCCAUAUGCUCAAGGAGGAUAUGGCGGUGCAGCUCCUCAGCACCACAAGUACAACCCGGCGGACUAUGCCAAUGUGGAUCAGGGAUUCGGUGCCCAGCCGCCAGCUCAGCAACGACCUGCCCCUCCUCCUCAGCAGCAACAACAACAGCAACAGGCUCCUCCUCCUCAGUUGCCCCCUCAGCAGCCACCCCCCCAACAAGCGCUGCCGCCGCAACCCAGCCAGCCCCAGUACCAGCAACCUGCCGCCCCGAAGCCGCAGUCCCCCGUGUCUCCUCAGGGAGCUGCCACAGGGCCUGGAGGUGCCCAGCGCAAGGCUCUGCCGUCUGCCACCGAUCCUGGUACUGGCGCGCGUAUUGGUCUUGAUCACUUCAACUUCCUUGCCGUUCUUGGAAAGGGUAACUUUGGUAAGGUCAUGUUGGCAGAAACGAAGCGAUCGAGGCGACUUUUCGCCAUUAAGGUGCUUAAGAAGGAGUUUAUCAUUGAGAACGACGAAGUGGAGAGCAUCAAGUCGGAGAAGAGAGUGUUCCUCAUCGCCAACCGCGAGCGGCAUCCGUUCUUGACCAACCUGCAUGCCUGUUUCCAGACCGAAACCCGUGUCUACUUUGUGAUGGAGUAUAUUAGUGGUGGUGAUUUGAUGCUUCACAUUCAGCGUGGCCAAUUUGGUACAAAGCGAGCCCAGUUUUACGCUGCCGAAGUCUGCUUGGCCCUCAAGUACUUCCACGAGAACGGUGUCAUCUACCGUGACUUGAAGCUCGACAACAUCAUGUUGACGCUCGAUGGCCACAUCAAGAUUGCCGAUUACGGUCUUUGCAAGGAGGACAUGUGGUAUGGCUCAACGACGAGCACAUUCUGUGGAACUCCAGAAUUCAUGGCGCCUGAGAUUUUGUUGGACAAGAAGUAUGGCCGCGCGGUCGACUGGUGGGCCUUUGGAGUCUUGAUCUACCAGAUGCUUCUGCAGCAGUCUCCCUUCCGAGGUGAAGACGAAGACGAGAUUUACGACGCCAUUCUCGCUGAUGAGCCCCUCUACCCGAUUCACAUGCCUAGGGAUUCCGUGUCCAUUCUUCAGAAACUGCUCACCCGAGAACCCGACCAGCGACUCGGAAGCGGCCCUACCGACGCGCAGGAGAUCAUGAGCCAACCCUUCUUCCGCAACAUCAACUGGGACGACAUUUACCACAAGAGAGUCCAGCCGCCGUUCCUGCCCCAGAUCAAGAGCGCUACGGAUACGAGCAACUUUGACUCCGAGUUUACAAGCGUUACUCCUGUUCUCACCCCAGUCCAGUCUGUGCUUUCUCAAGCAAUGCAAGAAGAGUUCCGAGGAUUCAGCUACACGGCGGACUUGGAAUAG